UUGGAGUCAGUCUGGGGCGCAGCACGGUUAAGGACCAGAGUAACGGGAGCUUUUUGUAAUCAAAACAAUGAGUUUACACAUGUAAACCUAACCAAGUGACCUAAAACAGGAAGAGUUUUCGUCCCCUCCUCCCGGCAUGAUGAGGACACUGCGCGCUGACAGCCACUCACUGAGCGAGGCUGGAAGUUGUUGGAGGACACUGACCAACCUGCUCAGGUGGUGCUAAGGAUGGUUUUGCAUCAUCAUACCUGGAGGUGAUCUUAAACUAUCUGUGCAGUUUUUCUCCCCUGAACCUUGAAGUGGCAAUGGUCCACUGGACCACCAAGUGGGGGUCAUGCAUCUGGUUCCAGACUCUACUGGCCUUUGCCUUUGGCAGUUGUUCCUCACAGAUCCCCAGCCCAGUCAACUUCUCUGUAGUUUACACCAUGCCCUUCUUUCAGGCACAGGGCCCCAUCCAGAGCAUAGUCAACAACUCCUUUUACCAGGAGGUGUAUGUUGCUUCACAGAAUGUCAUUGAAGCUGUUAACAGGAGUUUGGAAAAGGCCUGGGAGCUCCGCACUGGGCCUGUUGGAAGCCCAGAGUGUCAAAUAUGCAAUUUAUGUGAUAUUGAUAAGGAUUACAACCUCCUGGAGGACACAGAUAAUCAAGUGCUGGUGUUGGACACUCUUUUUAUGUAUUUAUAUUCUUGUGGAAGUUCUCAGUACGGUGUUUGCUAUUUUCACGAGUUGAACUCAAAUGGCAAACCACCUUCUCGGUCUAAGUGUUUAUUCAGAAAGCGUUCAAAUUCUGCUGCUUAUUGUCCAGACUGUGUAGCGAGCCCUCUUGGUACCAAAGUGUCAAUGGUAGAGGAGGGUCAGACUGUCUACUUUUUUGUUGCUGCCUCUGUCAAUGACAGUGUUACUCAGCGUUAUGGAAGAAAGUCAAUAUCAGUCCGAAGACCCCUGGCCACAGAGGAUGGUUUUUACAGUGAUGUGCGAGGCCUCACUGUUCUGCCCAACCUCAGGAAGACAUACCAUAUUGACUAUGUCUACAGCUUUUACACUCAGGAGUUUGUCUACUUCCUCUCAGUCCAAAGAGAGAGCCCAGAGCAGGACUCAUCGCCAUUUCAGACUCGUCUCGGACGUCUCCCACGGAGUGAGUGGGAAGUGAAGAGGUAUCGGGAACUAAUCCUGGAGUGUCGCUUUGAACCUAAACGCAGAAGACGGAACAUUCGCAGUGAACCGUACAAGGAUGUUGUGUACAAUGUGGUACAGGCAGCCUAUUUUGGCAAGGCUGGCAGGGAACUUGCAGAGGAAUUAGGUGCUGAAGAGGAGGAUGACAUCCUCUAUGGGGUGUUUGCUGUUACUGAUGACAACGGAGUCACAGAGAAUGACUCAGCUCUGUGUGCAUUUCCAAUGGACAAUGUGAAUAAAGCAAUCGUUGAUGGGGUUGAUGAUUGCUGUCGGUCUGGACCAGAGCAGCUCUCUAGAGGGCUUUGCCACUUCCAGCCUUGUGAAAGCUGUCCCCAUGAGAGCAUGGAAAACAAUGCCACAUGUAAGGACCAUCCUACCAUGGUGUCAAAGCCUUACUAUAGAGUGGACCUCUUCAACAGACAGAUGACAAACAUCCUGCUCACCUCUCUCCUGGUGACAACUAUCGAGAACAAAACUGUUGCUCACAUUGGUACCUCAACUGGACGUCUACUUCAGCUUGUGUUAACAAGAUCAAGCCCAGUAAUCUUUGCCAAUUACUCCUUGGUAGAGAACCAGAGGGUGUCUUCUGUUGCUGCUGUGUACUCUUCAGAGUAUCUACUUUUUGUAGUUGGAGAUAAGAUGAUUCAGGUACCCCAGACAGGUCCCGGCUGUCAGCACUUCAUGACCUGUGCAGUGUGUCUGACGGCCCCAAAGUUCAUGGGCUGUGGCUGGUGCUCCGGAGUGUGUUCAUGGGAGAGCGAGUGUCAGGGCCGCUGGAGAAACGAAUCCUGUCCUCCUGGGAUCAGUGGGUUUUUUCCAAGGACUGCUCCCCCUGAUGGACAAACAGAGCUAACAGUGUGUGGAUGGGAGUUCCAGUCACCCAUAAGACCUGCUAUCACCUCCAGAACCCACCAGGUCCGGUUGGGACAGACUGCUUGCACUGUGAUCCCACUCAAAAGCAACAGCACACAUUUAGUGUGUAAGAUUCGCUCUGGAGCCACUGAGCUGUUUAAGCCAAUCAGCAUUACUGUGGAGGUGCAUGAGGGCAAGGUGGAGGGCCGCUACUCUAUUGAUGGGAAAGCUGAAAUACCAGGGUUCACAUUUGUGGUUCCCAACAUCACAGAAAUCCUGCCCAAUUAUGGACCCCGUGUUGGAGGAACACUCAUCACAAUGACGGGGUUCCACCUGGAUGCUGGAAAGACUCGAAGAGUCACUCUUAAUGAUGUACCCUGCCCUAUAAAAAGGUCCAAAUCCAUCACAAACCAGAUUUCAUCUAUUAUCUGCUUGUCACAGCCUAUCUCAGAAGUAAGGGAUGUUCCACUGAAUGUUUUCAUCGACAAAUCUCCGGUGCGCACCACAAAGGUGUUUUACUACAAAGAAAAUCCAAGGAUUACAGGCGUACUACCGGACUGCAGCUUUCACAGAGGAUCAAAGAUUUUGAUUGAAGGAGAGAACCUUGACUCAGUUUACCGCACCAUAAUUCGCUUUAAACCCAAUGAGAGCCACCUAAAAGCAGUAACAGGGGAGUGCAUUGGUAAGUCGCUGCCCACGCGGAUGGAAUGUAUCACUCCAGUCUUCCAUAGAGAUGAGAGUGAAGAGGGACUGCUGUCUUUUGACAUGGAUGGAGCCCUGGGCCUUUGGAGAAAAGAGUUCUCCUAUCAUCCCUAUGGAGAACCCAUUCCCUUUGAAACAGAAGGACAUGUGCUCAGUUUGUAUCCAGGGUUUGAUGAAGUAUCCCUUCAUCAUAAAAAGCUAAACCUGGUGAGCUCCUGCAUGACCAUUAUCAUGACGGUAGCGGAUGUUGAUUGUGAUGCCAAAGUCCUGGAUAAUGAGAUAACCUGCAGGAUCCCCAAAAACAUCACCAUUCCCAGUGAGGGGCUGCCAGUGAAGAUCUCCAUCAAUGGGCAGGUUCACAAUGUUGGCACAGUGGUAAGGGUCAACAACCACUACAUGGUGGGAAUAGUUCUGGGAAUCCUGGCGGCUCUGGUGGCUGGAGCGGUGCUGGCCUUUGUCGUGAUGAAACAUUUAAGGAAGAAGAAGAAAGCCACAAUGAUAGAAAACCGUUUGGCCCACGGUGCAAACCGCUCAACAACAAACACUGUGGAAUUGUCUCCCAUCGGAGACUACAGGAGAGUCGUAUCCCUGAGUCCCCCCACGCCUUUGGUCGGGCCGGUGGUUUUUCGGGGCCUGGCAUACUCUGCAUGUGGCAGAGAUCCAGCACUCACCCCCCUCAUGCAAACAGAAAAGAUCUCUAUCUCCAGCUUUACACCAGAGUUGCUGGAAGAGGUGAAAGAUGUUCUUAUUCCAGCUGAGAUGCUUAUAGUGCAGCAUCAUCGGAUCAUUGGGAAGGGCCAUUUUGGAACUGUCUAUCAUGGCUACUUAACAGACUCCAACAACAGAGAAAUGCACUGUGCUGUCAAGUCUCUAAAUAGAAUAACAGAUGUCGAAGAGGUGGAGCAGUUUCUGAAGGAAGGCAUCAUAAUGAAGGGUUUCCACCACACCAAUGUUCUUUCUCUGUUGGGAAUCUUCCUGCCGCAGGAAGGGCUCCCUCUAGUGGUGCUUCCAUACAUGAAACAUGGAGACCUGCGGCACUUCAUACGCUGUGAGAAGAGGAACCCGACUGUAAAGGACCUCAUCGGCUUUGGGCUGCAGGUUGCUAAAGGGAUGGAGUAUUUAGCAACAAAGAAGUUUGUCCACAGAGAUCUUGCUGCACGCAAUUGCAUGUUGGACGAGUCUUACACAGUGAAGGUGGCGGACUUUGGUAUGGCCAGAGAUGUUUUUGACAAGGAAUAUUACAGUGUUCAGGAUCAUAGGAAAGCUAAACUCCCUGUCAAGUGGAUGGCCAUUGAGAGUUUGCGGACACAAAAAUUCACCACCAAAUCAGAUGUGUGGUCGUUUGGUGUUCUAAUGUGGGAAAUGCUGACCAGAGGUGCGAGCCCCUACCCAGAGGUGGAUCCUUAUGAUAUAACGCAUUACUUAUUGAAAGGCAGGAGGCUUCCCCAGCCACAGUAUUGCCCUGACCCACUAUAUUGUAUUAUGCUCCAGUGCUGGGAUCCUGAUCCAGAACUGAGACCCAGCUUCACUACUCUGGUUAUAGCUGUUUCCACAAUCCUGUCAAGCCUGGAAGGAGAGCAUUACAUCAGUCUGAACAUCACCUAUGUAAACCUGGACAAGCCACAGCCUUACCCUGCUCUCACAGAUUCCCCCGAUGAGUAUGACUCUACAGAUGUUGAAGACUCAGGCUCAGACUCAGCAUCUUCCUGA
Molecule: messenger RNA, 4436 nt
Organism: Cyprinodon tularosa
Lineage: Eukaryota; Metazoa; Chordata; Actinopteri; Cyprinodontiformes; Cyprinodontidae
Gene: mst1rb
Product: macrophage stimulating 1 receptor b
Exons: 21
Coding region: 306-4436 (1376 amino acids)
Biological process (GO): cell migration; nervous system development; regulation of GTPase activity
Cellular component (GO): membrane; semaphorin receptor complex
Molecular function (GO): ATP binding; protein binding; transmembrane receptor protein tyrosine kinase activity
Source: RefSeq, a predicted model, not a curated record